Messenger RNA from Pygocentrus nattereri (red-bellied piranha), 1805 nucleotides. It is a transcript of the gene znf207b, whose product is annotated as zinc finger protein 207, b. Lineage: Eukaryota; Metazoa; Chordata; Actinopteri; Characiformes; Serrasalmidae. The record is from RefSeq and is a predicted model, not a curated record. The coding region runs from base 1 to 1269 and encodes 422 amino acids. The transcript is spliced from 10 exons. Gene Ontology annotation, cellular component: nucleus.
AUGGGGAGAAAGAAGAAGAAGCAGCUGAAGCCCUGGUGCUGGUACUGCAACAGAGACUUCGAUGAUGAGAAGAUCCUGAUUCAGCACCAGAAAGCAAAACACUUCAAAUGUCACAUAUGUCAUAAAAAACUGUACACAGGACCAGGACUAGCAAUACACUGUAUGCAGGUGCACAAAGAGACAAUAGAUGGGGUUCCAAAUGCGAUACCAGGCCGAACAGACAUAGAGCUGGAAAUCUAUGGCAUGGAAGGCAUUCCAGAGAAAGAUGUGCAAGAACGAAGACGGGUACUUGAACAAAAAUCUCAAGAAAGCCAGAAGAGAAAACAGAACCAAGACGAUUCAGAUGAGGACGAGGACGAAGGCGAAGCCGGGCCUUCGUCGUUUCAGCAGGCGGCCGCCCAGCCACAGGCAGCCUACAUGCCCCCAAUGGCGCAGCCUGGUGUGCCUCCUGUAGCAGCUGGCUUGCCUCCCGCUAACUACUCAGGUAUGCCUCCUAUGAUGCCCGGUGUCCCACCAAUGAUGCCUGGAAUGCCCCCAGCUAUGCCAGGCUUGCCACCAGGAAUGAUGCCAAUUGCAGGAAUGAUGCCCCCAGGGCCUGGAAUGCCCCCCAUGAUGCCAGGCAUGCCUCCAGGUAUGCCCCCUCAAGUAGCCCGGCCUGGGAUGCCCCCGAUGGCACCAGCAGCCCCUGUCAUGGCUCCAGGAGUACCAGCCAGACCCGCGGGACCUGUAGCCCAGUCCGCUGCUGCCAAACCUCUUUUCCCUAGUGCUGUUCAGGCUCAGCAGACGGUGUCUGGUCCCCCCUCCACCAGUGCUGAGCCCCCUAAACCGACAUUUCCAGCCUACACCCAGCCCUCCGCUACCUCUUCACCCGCUGGCCCUGCCAGCAGCACUGUGGCCAAGCCCCCUGCCACAGUGUCCAGCAAACCAGCCACGCUGUCCACCAGCAGUGCUACCAGUAAGUUGAUGCACCCUGAUGAGGAUAUCUCGCUGGAAGAGAGGCGAGCUCACCUGCCUAGGUAUCAGAGAUUAAUCCCUAGGCCUGGGCCUGCUGCUGCUGCAGCAGUCAACUCUAACAAAGUGGGUGGUCCGAUGCCCCCUCAACAGCAACCUGUUAGGCACCCCAUGCAUGGUCAGUAUGGUGCACCUCCUCAGGGCAUGCCAGGUUAUAUGGCAGGUGGGAUGCCUGCAUAUGGUCAAGUGCCGCCAUACCAGGGUGGCCCCCCCAUGGGCAUGAGACCGCCCGUCAUGUCUCCGGGCAGCCGAUACUGAUGCAGCACUGCAGGCUGACCGGUUUGGAGGUGACCCACCUUUUCUCAUGUAGAGUGCUGUUUGUAUAGCCAAGCAAACCAAAAUAUCCAUCCACAGACGAAGACAACACCACAUGGGACAUUUUGACACACUAAGAAUUAAAAGGAAUGGAACGGUAUCGAUGUUGCGGUUGAUACAUGUGGCUUUUUUUCUUAUUGUGUUUUAUUCAGGUUGUACAAGUACAGUGUUUUAAACAGUGCUUCAUAAUGUUUUGAGGCCGCUGCCGUAAGCGUAUCGACAUUUCUUCAAGGCAAGUCCCCCGUAAUAAUGAUACUUAUUUUGCUUUGGUUCUUAGCCUGUGAAGCCUUCGCAGCAUGUUAGCGUGCUGUUGGACUUCAUGUCCCCAUCGUUUGAUUGGUGAGGGCUUCAGAAUGUCCUGUGUUUGUGUAUCAUUUUUUAAUUCAGGGUGUAAACUUCAGUAAAGGUAAAAAUGGGUGUAUGUUUGGAGACUUUUUGUUUUUUUGGAGCACAGACUGUAAUAAAACCUCUUAAUUUCA